Molecule: messenger RNA, 569 nt
Organism: Myotis daubentonii (Daubenton's bat)
Lineage: Eukaryota; Metazoa; Chordata; Mammalia; Chiroptera; Vespertilionidae
Gene: PVALEF
Product: parvalbumin like EF-hand containing
Cellular component (GO): cytoplasm
Molecular function (GO): calcium ion binding
Source: RefSeq, a predicted model, not a curated record
GUGCGAGCUGAAGGCGAAGCUGGGGUUAAAGAAGGAGGACAUGGCCCGGCCCGCGGCUCCCGGCGCUGCGUUCAGAGCGCCCGCGGCCCCGGCCCGCUCCGCGCCAUCGCCGGCGCCCACAGCGCAGGGCCAGCAUGGACGACGAUUUCUCCUCCCAGAUGAAGAAGGUGGCCUUGGCCAUGGGCACGUCCCUGUCGGACAAGGACAUAGGCCUGCUCCCCACGGACGUGAGGCACCACGGCGCCUUCAACUACCUCAAGUUCUUCGAGCACAUGCGGAAGUUCCAGGCCUCGGGGCAGCUGGAGGGCGCCAUCCGCAAGGCCUUCCAGACGCUGGACAAGGACAAGAGCGGCUUCAUCGAGUGGAACGAGAUCAAGUACGUCCUGUCCACCGUCCCCAGCAGUGGGCCCGCCGCCCCACUGACGGACGAGGAGGCCGAGGCCAUGAUCCAGGCGGCCGACACCGACGGCGACGGGAGGAUUGACUUCGAAGAAUUCUCCGAGCUGGUCAAGAAGGAGAAAAUCCCGAAGAAGAAGUAGCCCCAUGCCCACCCAGCCAGCGAGCGCCCG